UCUUGGUGGGCUCUUUCCCCGGCGUGACGGGCCCAAGGGCGCCCCAUGAGGGCAGCAGAGGGGCCAGGCUGAGCAGCCUCACAGUUCCUUGGCCGGAGUGCCGGGGACAGUUUAGAGAGCUUCCGAGAGGGUCCAAAGGUGCGCUGCGUUCCGCUUGGCUGGGAGGGGGCGUCGCGGGGCCUUCCCCAGCCAGUUAAUGGGAAAGGGAUCCUCUGUCCAGUCCCAGCCAAAGUGAGAAAGGGUGAGGAGCUUUUGAAUAAGGAAACAGGCUCAUCUUUACAGUUCUUGUAUCCGCGAGAGCAGCUUCAGAUAAUAGGCCAGACUUCCUACGCCGGAAUCCGUGGCGCUUAGUUCUGUGGCCGGGAGGGGAUGCUCCCCAUUUUGGGAUUGGAGUGCGGCACUGCCGUCUGAGAGCCUGCCGAGUUCCGGGUUGUGCAGCCAAACAGGAAAAGGUGUACCCUUCUAGAGCCACCCUCUUGCAGUCUUGAAGCUUAAGAAAAGAUGUGGAGCGGACUGCUGCCUCCUGGCCUAAAUGAAAGUGAUAUUGAGUCGAAUUCUGAAGAUGAGGCCACAUCACAGAACUUUGAUCAUAACUUACAGGAAGAUAAAGAGGCUGGGACCAUUAAAGACACAGAAGUCUCAGAUUUGUCAGCAGAUGGACCAAAAAUUGAAACAGAGGCCAAGGCAAAUGCAUAUGAAGAGUGCCCUUCUGGAAUUCCCUUAAAUAUGUGGAACAAAUUUCAAGAAUUGCAUAAGAAACAUUCUGAACAGAAAACUGCGGCCUCAAGAUUCAAAGUGAGAAAGAGAAAACGCUCCAGAAAAGGUAAAUUGAAGAAUGAAAAAGAAUCUCGUAGUGAGCAGUCCCUAAAUGAAACCCAGUGGAAGGAGCUUACUCAGUAUUUUGGAGCCAAUGAUAGAUUUGAACCCCCUGUUAAAAAGAAAAAGGUUGAAAAGUCUGGCCUUGAAAAGAGGAUAGACCAGGCUGUGGAGGAGUGGGACGUUGAGAAGGCUGAGGAGCUCAGCAACCAGCUAGCUACUCGAGAGCUUGGUGUAAAAAUUGCCAAAGCAAUUGCCUGUCACAAGUUUGUAAAAGCCAAAAAGGAGGCUGAAAACUCACAGGCGGCUCGAAAAAAGAAGAAACUCGCAUGGGGGUUUGAAGCAAAGAAGAGAUGGGAAACCAAAAGCAACAUGGGAUAUAUGUAACCGGGGAGAAUUCUUCAAGACACAUGUAGACUUGUAUGCUUAAUUUACAGACAAGGUUUUUCUGCUUAGGUUAAAUAUGUCAGGAAGCUGAUAAAAGUAGGAAAAAGUAAGCAUAAAUCUUGGGAGUUGAUUAUCUGCUCUUUUAAGUUUUUUUCCAAGGAGUUCAUUCUGUUGAAGUGAUGGAAUGUACUUUGUUAUUUAUGUAAGAAAUCUAAGCAUACGUACAGGAAAAGAAGAUAGGAUUUUAUUUAUUUGUAUAGACUUACGGUAUAAAAUCAGUUUUACUUUUUAUCUGUUUGGUAUAGCAUAGCCUGUGAGAUCUGUGUACUUUCUUAUCUGUUCUUGGCAUAACUGCACUUUUUCUGGAAUUACGUUUUUAAGAUUGGCUUUUGUUUAGAAUGGAUUAGUCGUAAGUGCAAAAAAGUCUCAGUUGAUGCUAUCUUUCCAAAUGACUGUAAUUACCUUAAUGCUAUAAAAACAAUUAUUGAUUCUUUAUUGGAAGCAAUGGUAUUGUUAUUUCAUAGUCUCAUAUAAAAGCAGUUGAUUAAUUUUUGUAUACCUUCAGAUGAAAUGAUUACAAUAAAAAAGGGACAAAAUACAGUAA
Molecule: messenger RNA, 1807 nt
Organism: Heterocephalus glaber (naked mole-rat)
Lineage: Eukaryota; Metazoa; Chordata; Mammalia; Rodentia; Bathyergidae
Gene: Fam204a
Product: family with sequence similarity 204 member A
Source: RefSeq, a predicted model, not a curated record